This is a messenger RNA of Myotis daubentonii (Daubenton's bat), 1744 nucleotides long. It is a transcript of the gene NUP62CL, whose product is annotated as nucleoporin 62 C-terminal like. Gene Ontology annotation, cellular component: nuclear pore central transport channel; nuclear pore. Lineage: Eukaryota; Metazoa; Chordata; Mammalia; Chiroptera; Vespertilionidae. Gene Ontology annotation, biological process: protein import into nucleus; RNA export from nucleus. The coding region runs from base 1 to 588 and encodes 195 amino acids. The transcript is spliced from 7 exons. Gene Ontology annotation, molecular function: phospholipid binding; structural constituent of nuclear pore. The record is from RefSeq and is a predicted model, not a curated record.
AUGAAGAAUGGGGGAAAUUAUUGUAAGGAUCCUUAUGGCCAAAAGGGAAAUGGAAUCUUGUGGAAAUCUAAUACAGCUACACCAUCAACAACUACCAUCACCACCACUACCACCACCACCACAACCACUAGUAAAUUUACCUUCAGUCGAAAACCACCGAUAUCAAUUGGGAUUAAGUACACUAUUGCAGUCGGUUUGGCUUCUAUACCUUUAACUUCGACUGUUAAUCCGAUCAUAACUCCUGUGAUGACAUAUCAUCAGCUGGACAAUCUGAUAAAUAAAUGGAACCUUGAAUUAGAGGAUCAAGAGAAGCACUCUCUUCAUCAGACCACCCAGGUCAAUGCUUGGAACCAUACAUUGAUUGAGAAUGGUGAAAAGAUUACUGUUUCACAUGGAGAAGUGGAAAAAGUGAAAUUGGAUAGAAAAAGGCUAGAAAAUGAAUUGGAUUUUCUCCUGUCGCAGCAGAAGGAAAUAGAAGAUCCCUGGAUCCCUUUAGAGGAGUCUUUGAAGGACCAGAGUAGUUCUGUUUAUCAGAAGUAUGAAGACGAGGAGCAUAAGAGGAUCUCAAACAGAUCAGCAGAAUUCUGAAUGCUCAUAUGGACUCUCUAGAGCAGAUUAGUCAGAAUCCAGGCAUGCUGCAAAGGAAGGUAGAAGAGGUAGCACAGGUUUUCCAGAAUCAUCUUCACAAGGAGCAAGAACACAAUGUCAGGAUGGCUUUUAAUUGAAUGACCAUAUCUUCAGCGUGUUAUUUUUGGUUUAUACAUUAUUUAAAAAUUUUGAUGACAUUAAAUGUAGUAGUAGUUACAAUUGGUAUAUAAUUUUUGGUUGCAAUAAAGUAUGUAUGUGUUUAGGGUGUUUUUUCUAUUUAAAUAUUGUGCCUUUGAGAAUUGUACUGUAGUUUGGCUUUUAGAUUAGCAAAUCAAAGCUAUAUUAACCCUUUUGUCUAGGAAGCAGCCUAUUAGAUUAUGACUCUGUUUUGUAAUUAGGUAAUAUAUACAGUAUCAUAGUAUAGUGCAGUUUAUAUAAAAUUUUAGUUUGCAUAAAUUAGAUAUGUGUGUGCGGCUUCUUGAUUUAGGCAAGCCUUUAUAAAGUUAUAGUACCUAAUCUGUUAUUCCCACUUCUCCAUUAUUUUUGUGUAUCUUAAAAAAUAUAUAUCAAGAUUUUCAAAUUAUCAUUUAGAAAUAGGUUUCCCUUGUAGAAAAACAAAUUUUCCUUCCAUUUACCAAAAAUAAACUCUUGUAGGAAAGAAAAAACUGUAUCAUAGAGAAAUACAUGCCAAAAAAUAAAUGCCAACUAGUCUUUGGGUGCCUGUUGUAAAGUAGUAGUAUACAGUAUAUUGUAAAGUCUCUCCCCUCAAGGGAACUUACUGCCUUAGCUUGAGGUAUAAUUAAUACCUAUCUGUAUAAAAGUAAUAUAGACAAUACAAGGGAGUGUGUUAUGAGUCACAGAAAGUGUGUUAUAGAAAAUCAGAGAUGGGAGGAAGAGUUAGGGUGGAUUUGGGACUUGAAUUAGGUUAUUUUUGAAAGGCAAUCUGUUUAUUUUUGAUGUACAGUUAUGCUGGUGUUUUACCACAUGAUUCAUAAUUAUUUGUUUGUGUAUUUGUUCAUUUCUUUUUCAAGAAAAAGCCUUGCUCUUAGCUUGAGAAUAAUCUGAUCUCUUGUGUUCCAUGUUUGACCUAAGUCACAAAUAAUGGCGAUAUUCUAAAAUAUAAAAGUAUAACACCAAAAUAAACUACUUGAAAGUU